Molecule: messenger RNA, 2344 nt
Organism: Cariama cristata (Red-legged seriema)
Lineage: Eukaryota; Metazoa; Chordata; Aves; Cariamiformes; Cariamidae
Product: sperm flagellar protein 2-like
Exons: 15
Biological process (GO): sperm axoneme assembly
Cellular component (GO): manchette; sperm midpiece
Source: RefSeq, a predicted model, not a curated record
UUUGUUCAAAGAACAAUAAUGAGGCACAUACCUCUAGUAUUUACCUAUAGUAAUAAAUAUUAUAGUAAUAGAAUUGUCAAACUUUAUAAUGUACUUAUUUUAGGCAGUUGUCCUGUCAAAAAGGAUCCAUCUGGGCAAGAAUUUAAAUCAGAUGACAGUCAGGAUGGCCUAUCCAAGCUCUCUGUACGUGCCCAGCUUGGCGCUGCAUCACAGAAAUUGCUGAAGAAAGGAAAAAGUAUUCCCGAUGAAUUACUAAUUGACAUCCUAUUGGAAGCUAUUAACCAAACACCACCAGAGAAGGGGUGGAUUGUGGAUGGGUUUCCAAUGACAAUUAAUCAGGCAAAACUAUUUGAAAAAGCCUAUACAGGGAUUGAUCCAGAAGCAAAAGAUGCAAAUUCUGGAAAGCUCUCACUUGUUAUGGAUCCCAGGACCCCUAACAAGCCUCCUGUUACCUCACCUGCAUUUGAUGUUUCUGUAUUAUUGGAUAUUUCAAACACUGUGGUACUGAAACGUGUGGCUAACUUGAAGUCCGAUAAAUCAAAGUCAUCUCAAACUGAACAGGGGAACAACAAACAAAAUUCAGAUGCUGAAAUCCUAGAAGAGAAGAUUGACUUAGUCAGGGACCAGGUGCUACAUAGAAUUACAGGUUUUCUAGACACAUGGCCAAAAUUAGAGAAAUGGUUUUCAGUCCAUCAAAAUAUUCUAGUGAAAGUCAAUGCAGAGACAGAAGAAAGUCUCAUGUGUGAAACAGUGAAGGACAUUAUAAUGGAAGAAAUUGCCAAAAAACAUAAUACAAGGUCUGCUCAAGAAAUGUCACCAGGAAAAAAGGUUUUACCAGUUACACAACAAGAUCUGCUUCCUCCCAUUCCUGUGGCACCGCCACCAAUUGAACCAGGAUCAGAUGAAUGGAUUUAUGUAGAUGAACAUCUUCCCAAGGAGAUACCUGGUUUUUUAGUACCUUACUGGGAAAUGGUAGAAAACGCAUAUAUGAAUACCAUCAAAACUAUACUUCGAUGUCUAAGGGAUGAACAGCACUCUGUGAUUCAUUACUUAGCAGACAUUAGAAAAAGAUUCCAAGAUUAUUUGAAGUGUCCAGAUCUUAAGCAGGAGUUUGUAUCUCAGUGGCAAUCAGAUUUUAAUUCAAUUGCUGAUGACCUGCGAGAAGAUGAGGAAAUAAAAGCAGAACUACACCAAAGAGUUACUGACCUCAGAGAUCUUCUCUGGGAUAUCUGUGAUAACAGAAGGGAAGAAGCAGAGCAGGAACGUACUGAUAUCAUGAAUGAUGGCUGGUUACCAGAUCAUAGGGGGAUUGCAAUGAACCAUUUCUUUUCACUUAUGCAGGUUGAAGUGGAUCGUUUCCAAGAUACAAAGAGACUUCUUCAUGACUAUUAUAGGGCAAUGGAAGGAAAAAUCCCAACAGAUGAUGGUCAAGAUUUUACUAGAAUCCCAUUGUUAGAUAUUAUUGAUGUAGAGCAGAAAGAAGAUCAAAGGAAAUCAAGGAGAAUUCCUCUAGUUUCUUGGAAACUGCCUUCACCAGAAAUAAAUAUUAUGAAGUCAAAAAGCAAGGGAACUCUGCAGAAGAGUGCUAAGGAUGAGAAUUUUGAAAAUGGAGUGGCUUCUUUUCGGAAAGAUGAAAAUCUUAUUACUGAUACAUGGCAAACAGCAGUAACAGCGGUAUCGAACAUGGUAACAGCUGAAAUACAGUCUAAAGAAAUGGAGGAAGAAAAAGAACGUCAGCAGCUAGAACUGAAAGAAGAUCUGAAAUCUUCACAGACACUGGCAGGCAAAACUGCCAGGAAAGAUACCAAAGAUGCCAAAAAUCUUUCUCCCAAAUCAUCUACUAAAAAGAAAGGACCACCUUCUACCGCAUCUGUGGUUGAAGUCAGUCCAGUUCCUAUAACCCCAGAAGAAUUAAAGAGACAAGAACUGACACUUAAAAUAAAGCAAGAAUAUUUCAGUGCUUUGAAACAUGAGGAGGUAGCCACAAAAUCUCGACUAGAACUUAUAAAAGAAAAAGCUUUAGAAUUUGUUGAAGAGCUAACAGUAAAAGCAGAAGAGACUUACAAAGAUAUGGAAAAGUGGCUUGGAUCCAGGUUCUUGGCAGAAAUGUCCAGCAUUGAAAAGCUGAUUGAGGUUGCACGACAUCAUAUUGAGAGUUCUAGCAAAAUCCAGUAUGAAAUUACUUUAGAAGAAACAGAUUUCUUUAUCAGCAGUGAUGUAAAAGUGAUUCCUGACCCUGUUCCUUCACCACAUGUUCCACACAUAGAAACCUCUGGAAGUGGUACUCUCACUAUUUCACAACUUCAUACACUUCAUAAGCAGUUUCUACAAGUGGCACCUAAAG